Messenger RNA from Notodromas monacha, 869 nucleotides. NCBI's taxonomy places the organism in Eukaryota, Metazoa, Arthropoda, Ostracoda, Podocopida, Cyprididae. The record is from the annotation of a GenBank genome assembly.
GUUUUUAUCCGUGUGAGCAGAUGAGUGUCGCAACUGUGCAGGAAACAGCCAAUGCGAUUUGCCUGAAGGGCUCCACCGAGAUUUUGGCGGAAUAUUUUGAAUAUGCGGUUCACACCAUCAUCUACCAACGCGGAAUUUACCCUUCGGAAACCUUCGAGCGUCAGCAAAAGUAUGGAUUGACGUUGUUCGUCAGUACUGACGCAAGUAUCAAAGAAUUCGUCGAAAUCUCUGUUCGUCAAGCGAAGGAAUGGAUUCAGAAGAGUCUCGUUAAGGAUCUUUCGCUUCUCAUGAUGGAUGCUCAUUCCCACGAAGUUCUGGAAAGAGGCGAAAAGCGAAGUAAGAAACCGUUGAAAACGAUCCAAGCUGAAAUCGGAGCUGUUCUGCGCCAGAUUACAAGUGCAAUAUCGUUUCUUCCGCUGCUCGACCGUCGAUGCAUUUUUGAUGUUCAGUUCGUGCUAAAGUCGUCUGUGGAAUCAGAAAACAUUCCUCCAGCGUGGGAAGAGCUGCAGACAAAAGCCAUGCCCGCAAAUCCGCAAACGGUUCCGUUCAGAUCGUUUUCCACCGGACUUCAUCAGGUGGAUAGUGGCGUAUCUUAUAAACUGGAAGAGGAAAAAUCUGUGAUGAAUUAGUAUUGCAUUUUCACCUUUUGUGUGAGCUUUUCUCAUUCAGAAUCGGGGGAUUCUUUCUCCAUGAUGUGGUCUUGAAGGCUACGGAUGUGGUGCGGGUUUUUAAGCAUUUGUAUAUUUUUCAUACUGUAUUGCGCGGGAUUGCUCUUAUGUGCGUUGUGAAGCUAUGUAUUUAAUCGGCUUUUUGUUCUCCCGUCUUGUAUUCUUGACGAGAAAUAUAAGAUCAAAUGAAGCAGCCAUGAA